Symsagittifera roscoffensis is the source of this 1495-nucleotide messenger RNA. Its product is annotated as transcription initiation factor TFIID subunit 5-like. The transcript has 2 exons. Bases 41 to 1387 code for a protein of 448 amino acids. NCBI's taxonomy places the organism in Eukaryota, Metazoa, Xenacoelomorpha, Acoela, Convolutidae. Gene Ontology annotation, molecular function: protein binding; RNA polymerase II general transcription initiation factor activity. The record is from RefSeq and is a predicted model, not a curated record. Gene Ontology annotation, cellular component: transcription factor TFIID complex. Gene Ontology annotation, biological process: transcription initiation at RNA polymerase II promoter.
UAACGAUUCGGCUACUUUAGAUCUGGAAGCCCUGGCUAACAUGAAAGUACACAGAACCAUCUCAGAAAGUGCAUCUGAGCAACUUUCAAGUCUUCUAUCCACUAACGCUUUCCCAUAUGUAUCUACCUUGUUUAUCAAUAAGUUUCACAUAGUUUUUUCCAAUGUUGAAAAUGAUCCGGUUGAGAUUCCAGCUACAAAUGAAAAUGUUGAAAAGGUUGAAGAAAAUCUGGAAGAUUCUGAUGUAGAAAAGUUGUUUCUUCAGGAUCCGAAAAUCAGCUUUGUAACUAAAGAAAAUGGUCCAGAAAACAAUGAAAAAACUACCAUAUGCACUUGUAAUUGCGAUUCCCGAAAUGGUCUUCCCAGUGUAAUUUUUCAUUUAAUAGACACCAAUUUAGCGAAUGUGUUUUGCGCAGACUUAAUGGGAAACUACAUUGCUCUGGGAGCCUCGGAUAAUGCAAUCAGAACAAUAGAUCUACUUCAUUCCCAAAUUGAAACGGUUAAGCAGUCCUUAUCUGAAAGUGAAAAUAUCAAGCAAUUGACUGAAAGUUUGCCUGAAGAUAAGUUUUUAGAGGGUAUUUUUGAAGAGGAAGAACUUUCGCGCGGUAAUAUUAAAUCUCUCGAAAUACUUCACGGUCAUCAUAAACCAGUUUACUCGGUCAAAUUUGCAAACACGUGGCCCUAUUUGCUAUCAUGCAGUGGUGACACUGAUUGUAGGCUAUGGGAUGUGACUACUCGUAAGUCUAUUGUCAGAUACUCGGGCCAUAACUUCCCUCUCUUUGAUGUGGACAUAGCAAACCAUGAUUUGUACUUUGCAUCAGUGGGUCAAGAUAUGACUUGUAGGCUAUGGACAUUUGAGAACUCUACAAGUCCUCUGAGGAUUUUGUGCAGGCAUGAAGCGACUGUGAAUUCGGUGAAUGUUCAUCCGAAUGGAAAGUUUUUGCUCACCGGCGGAAAUGAUUGCGUCUGUGUUAUGUGGGACAUAGACAAAGGAGAACAUGUGCGAAUUUUCAGUGAGCAGCAGACUCAAGUUUCAUGCGUGAAGUUUUCGCCCAAUGGGCAGUUUGUAUCCGUUGGAUCCAAAACGGGAGAUGUCCUCAUGUACGACAUCCGAUCUUCAAAACUUCUCUGGAAAAGCAACCAGUUCUACCCUUCAACAUCUAGCGUCUCAAAACUUUUUGCUGGUGCCGUCAAAUCACUGGAGUUUUCAGACGACAGUAAAUCUCUGUACAGCUCUGGUAUAUCUGAAAAAGUUUGUUUUUGGGAUUCAGAUAAUGGUCGACUCAUGAACAAAGUAGAAAAUGAAAAUUGUGCGAGUGUAUUUUGCAGUAGAUACGAAAGCGUUGAUACAUUGAGCUUGGUCGCGUUACGGACAUCUUGUUUAGAGUAAUAAAUAAUAAUCUUCUUGUUUUAUCUGCUUUGUUAGUUUAUCUGUUUAAAAAUUGAAGUUUAUCUUGAAUAAAUUGAUGUUUCUCUAUUUCUAGAAUUCAAAACUUAA